Messenger RNA from Tyto alba (common barn owl), 2247 nucleotides. RefSeq names its product glucagon receptor (gene GCGR). The coding region runs from base 248 to 1894 and encodes 548 amino acids. The record is from RefSeq and is a predicted model, not a curated record. Lineage: Eukaryota; Metazoa; Chordata; Aves; Strigiformes; Tytonidae. Gene Ontology annotation, molecular function: peptide hormone binding; glucagon receptor activity. The transcript is spliced from 13 exons. Gene Ontology annotation, biological process: cell surface receptor signaling pathway; adenylate cyclase-activating G protein-coupled receptor signaling pathway. Gene Ontology annotation, cellular component: plasma membrane.
CCUCCCCCCGAGCCGCCACAGACGCCGCCGCCGCGGCUCCGGCAAAAGUUUUCGCCGGAGCGGCCGAGCGCGCCGGUCCCGGUCCCCGCCAGCACCGAGAUGCGCCCGGGAGCCGCCGCGAGCCCAGCCCCGACAGGGUCACCCACGCGCCAGGGCGCUCGUCGCCAGGGCCGAGGAGCUGCCGAGGGCCGGUAGGAAGCCAAGCACCCUGCGCUGCUCCCCAUGCGGCUCACGGCCCGGCGGAGGGAUGUCCCGGCCGUGGCUCCUCAGCCUCCUGCUGCUGCUGCUGCUCUGCUGCCAGGGCCCCUCUGCCCAGAUCACAGAUUUCGUCUUCGAGAACUGGAAGGCGUACAGCGAGGAGUGCCACCGCAACAUGAGCCGCCUGCCCGCGCCCGCAGAGCUGGUCUGUAACCGCACCUUCGACAAGUUUUCCUGCUGGCCCGACACGCUGCCCAACAGCACGGCCAGCGUCCCCUGCCCCUGGUUCCUGCCCUGGUACCAGAAAGUGAAGCACAGACACGUCUUCAAGACCUGCGGGCCGGACGGGCAGUGGGUGACGGGCCCCCGGGGACAGUCCCUGCGCGAUGCCACGCAGUGCGAGCUCGACGCCGAGGACCUGGAGGCGCAGGAAAAGUUCGCCAAGACCUACGGCAGCUUCAAGGUGAUGUACACUGUGGGCUACUCAGUGUCACUGUGUGCGCUGCUCCUCGCCCUGGCCCUGCUGCUGGGCUUCAGCAAGCUGCACUGCAUGAGGAACUACAUCCACAUGAACCUCUUCGCCUCCUUCAUCCUGAAGGGCGUCUCCGUGCUGGUCAUCGACGCUCUGCUCAAGACCCACUACAGUGACAAGAUCGACGACUACAACGUGCACAUCUGGCUGAGCGACGAGGCAGCCGCGGGCUGCCGAGCGGCCACGGUCUUCAUGCAGUACGGCAUCGUGGCGAACUACUGCUGGCUGCUGGUGGAGGGCAUCUACCUGCACAACCUCCUCGUGGUGGCCGUCUUCUCCGAGAGGAGCUACUUCACCCUCUACCUGUGCAUCGGCUGGGGGGCACCCGUGCUGUUCCUCAUCCCCUGGGUUGUCGUGAAGUUCCUCUAUGAAAACAUCCAGUGCUGGACCACCAACAACAACAUGGGCUUCUGGUGGAUCCUUCGCUUCCCCGUGUUCCUGGCCAUCCUGAUCAACUUCUUCAUCUUCAUCCGCAUCAUCCAGAUCCUCGUCUCCAAGCUCCGCGCACACCAAAUGCGCUACACCGACUACAAGUUCAGGUGUGGGGGGGUGGGCACAGCCCUGGUCCUGCAGGCCUGCGGGGGUGCAUGCUGUGUGUGUGUCUGUGUGUGUGUGUGUGUGUGUGUGUGUGCCCACCCCAUGACACCCCACGUCCCCACCCCAGUGACGGGUCCCCCUCCGCACAGGCUGGCCAAAUCCACGCUGACGCUGAUCCCGCUGCUGGGCAUCCAUGAAGUGGUCUUCGCCUUCAUCACGGACGAGCACGCCCAGGGCACCCUGCGCUACGUCAAGCUCUUCUUCGACCUCUUCCUGAGCUCCUUCCAGGGGAUGCUGGUGGCCAUUCUCUACUGCUUCGUCAACAAGGAGGUGCAGGCAGAGCUGCUGAAGAGGUGGCAGCGCUGGAAGCUGGGGAAGGACCUGGCCGAGGAGUACAAGCACACCUACAGCCACGCGCCCAGCGCCCGCAACGGCGCCGGCAGCGCCUGCGAGAAGCACCAGCUGGUGAGCGGCUGCGCCAACGGGCUGGGGCGCAGCCCGGCCGCCGCGCGCCCCGGCACCCACUACCUCGAGAGAAGCGGCCGCAGCACCGCCGAGCACCUCGCCCCGGGGGACCGGCACCACUGCUACGAGUUCCCCGAGACCACGGCCGAGAGCCACUUCUGAGCCCGCAGCCGGAGCGGGAGGGCUGCGCCGGCCCCACGGCUGUGGGAUGGGCCGGGAUGGCGGGGGCAGCCACCGUCCCCCCUCCCCGGCCCCAUCCUGCUCCAGGCGCUGUGCGGGAUCUGCCCGCCCUGGCCAGGACGCGAUGCUGUAUGGGGCUGGCUGCAGCGAGGCACGGCGGGCAGGACCUGGACCUCUGUGGGGAGGGGAUCUGUGGGGCCGGGGGGGGGAAUCUGUGUGUGUGGGGUUCAUCCCGUGCUGCUGCCCUUGUGCGCCUUCGAGACCCUCUGCGCAGUGCUGUAAUUUAUCUGUCGUAACUGUAAAUAGGUGUGGGCCCGUGCCGGGCUGCAGGGCCA